UUAUCCAAUGAAAGAUAAAGCUUAUGUAAUCUACGUUUUCUACUUGCCAAAACCUUGCUGAUUCAAGGGUAGAAAAGUUAUAUUUGGGGCGUCGUGUAGCUUUCUUAAUUACAAAAUGUAUAGAAGAAGAGUACACAACGAUGCUUUAUACAAAACUUUACGAAAACCUACGGAAAAUAAAGUUAAUAUUUUGUAUCGUACAAUACCAGAAUCAAGGAUAAUUCCAAAAUGGAUGAAAGAAAAUUAUCUUUCAUGCUCGCGUUUAGAUUUAUUAAAGAUCAUAGUAGAGCCUAGAGGUUAUUUCGAACUUCCUACCGAUCCUUACAACGAAGUUUUUCCAAAUAUUUAUAUAGGAGACGGUGCAACUGCGAUGUGCACUGCAUUGUUACGGAGACUGGGAAUAACGCACGUAUUGAAUGCAGCACAGGGUAAAAACCGUAAUGUUGGCUUGGUUAACACAUCAGAAGAAUUUUAUCGUGAUAGCGGAAUCAAUUAUUUUGGAAUCGAAGCUUUCGACACAAUUUCAUUUCGGCUGAAUGUAUAUUUUCAAGAUGCUGCAAAUUUCAUUGAGAAUGCUCUUUCCUCUGGAGGAAAAGUUUAUGUUCAUUGCAGAGCAGGAAUAAGCAGAUCUGCAGCUCUUGUAAUUGCUUAUUUAAUGAUAAAACAUAGGAUGUCAGUACAAGAUGCAAUACGAAAAAUUAAAGAAAACAGAAAUAUUAUUCCCAAUUGUGGUUUUUUAAGGCAAUUGUGUGAAUUAAACGAAGAAAUUAUGAAAGAAAAUGAAAGGCACCUUUCACGUGGAGUUCCUUAACUUUGAUGGUAAUAGUUUAAAUCAGGGGUGAGC
This is a messenger RNA of Centruroides sculpturatus (bark scorpion), 844 nucleotides long. RefSeq names its product dual specificity protein phosphatase 3-like. The record is from RefSeq and is a predicted model, not a curated record. Gene Ontology annotation, molecular function: protein tyrosine/serine/threonine phosphatase activity; MAP kinase phosphatase activity. NCBI's taxonomy places the organism in Eukaryota, Metazoa, Arthropoda, Arachnida, Scorpiones, Buthidae. Bases 116 to 811 code for a protein of 231 amino acids. The transcript has 4 exons. Gene Ontology annotation, cellular component: cytoplasm. Gene Ontology annotation, biological process: protein dephosphorylation; negative regulation of MAPK cascade.